Messenger RNA from Oikopleura dioica, 1419 nucleotides. The record is from the annotation of a GenBank genome assembly. Lineage: Eukaryota; Metazoa; Chordata; Appendicularia; Copelata; Oikopleuridae.
AUGAAGAGGUUUACGAAGAGUCACUGUAUUUGGCGUGCGGAUUACAGGAACGCUGGCCUUCGCAGCGGCGACAGAUUCGCGUUCAUGGCAACUCCUGGCAUCGAAUACAUUUCUUGUCUUUGGGCGGCGUGGUCAGUCAAUGCUAUUGCUGUUCCCUUGUCGUUGAAAAGUCCAGUUCCGGAAAUUGAAUAUGUUCUUCAAGAUGCAAGUCCCUCAGUUUUGUUCGCUUCUGAUCCCUUCCAUUCAAUCCUUUCUGCCGCUAAUCAGAACCACUCAAUCGACUUUACGACUCCAAAAUCCGAUUUCGUCCCGGUAGUUCAUUCUCCAGAGCACACCGACCCGGCAUUAAUGAUUUACACAUCGGGCACGACUGGCAGACCGAAAGGUGCACUUCACACUUGUGGCAGUCUGUCUGCUCAAGUAGCUACAUUAGUAUCCGAUUGGAAGUACACAGAAUCCGACUGUUUUAUUCAUUGCCUCCCUCUCCAUCAUGUACACGGGUUAGUGAACUGUCUGGUAGCGCCAACAAGCGUCGGAGCAAGUCUCAGAAUGCAUGAGAAGUUCAAUCCAGCGGAUGUUUUGGAUGAUUUGAUGAAGAAAGAUGAGCCGAGAGCGAAUAUUCUAAUGGCAGUGCCGACGGUUUAUGUCAAACUGAUGGAGGAGGCCGUGAAGAAAGGAGUAGACAAACUCGACCUUGAUCAUAUGAGAAUGGUUGUUUCCGGAUCAGCCGCGAUGCCGAAACCAGUGAAUAACCGAUGGAAAAACCUGACUGACCGAGAUCUUCUUGAGCGCUAUGGAAUGACCGAAUUCGGCAUGGGCCUCUCUCAGCCGCUCUACACCAGCUCGCGGGAAGGAGUAGGACUACCAAUGAAACGGAAAAAGACUGGAGUCCAAGCGCGCAUCAGAUCUGACGAGACGGAUCAAAUCAUUUCUCAAGAGGAUGGAAGAGAAGUCCAAGGUCAAUUGGAAAUCAAAAGUGCGGGUUUAUUCAGAGAAUACUGGAAUCUGCCAGAAAAGACUGAUGAAGAAUUCACAGAAGACGGUUGGUUUAAGACUGGCGAUCAAGUGAAAUUUGAUGGGGAAAACUUUCACAUCUUGGGUCGAGCUUCAGUGGAUAUCAUUAAAUCUGGAGGAAACAAAAUAUCCGCGCUAGAAAUCGAACGAGUGAUGCUUGAGCACAAUGAUAUCAAGGAAAUUGCAUGUUUUGCCAUCCCAGACGAAUUUUUUGGCGAAAAAAUUGCAGCGGUGAUAGUUUCGAGGUCUAAAAUCAACGAAGAGAAGCUUAAAUCCUGGUGCAAAGAAAAUCUUGCGCCUUACAAGAUCCCAAGAGUAUUUGUCGAAGUUGAUGAGAUUGAGAAGAACGCUAUGGGAAAAAUAAAUAAAAAGACUCUGAAAAAAAUUCAUUUCCCAGACGUUUAA